CAACCUGCUCCGGUCCAACAUGGCUCCGCGGUUGUGCAUCAUCUCUGCAGCAGCACGGCGGCUAUUCACGAAGCCGAGACCCCGUGCUGGGGACCUCGCGGCUGCGGGUGCUGUGCGCUUCUAUUCCAAGGACAGUGAAGGAAGCUGGUUCCGUUCGCUCUUCGUCCACAAGGUGGAUCCUCGGAAGGAUGCCCAUUCCACUCUGCUGUCCAAGAAGGAGACUAGUAAUCUCUACAAGAUCCAGUUACACCUAUGGCGGUUCUCAGGUGGCUACCCGGCCCUCAUGGACUGCAUGAACAAGCUAAAAAACAACAAGGAGUACCUGGAGUUCCGGAAGGAACGGAGCAAGAUGCUGCUGUCCAGGAGAAACCAGUUGCUUCUGGAGUUCAGCUUCUGGAAUGAGCCACAGCCCCGAGCUGGCCCCAACAUCUAUGAGCUGAGGACAUACAAACUCAAGCCAGGAACCAUGAUUGAAUGGGGAAACAACUGGGCUCGGGCCAUCAAGUACCGUCAGGAGAACCAGGAGGCGGUGGGAGGCUUCUUUUCACAAAUAGGAGAGCUCUACGUGGUACACCACUUAUGGGCCUACAAAGAUUUGCAGUCUCGGGAGGAGACUCGAAAUGCGGCCUGGAGAAAGAGGGGCUGGGAUGAAAAUGUCUACUACACGGUCCCCUUGGUUCGACACAUGGAGUCACGAAUCAUGAUUCCUCUGAAGAUUUCUCCUCUCCAGUGAGGCUGACACUGCCUCCACCUCCUUCCCUUUCUCCUGUGGACUAGCCUGGAACGGAGGCGCUUCUAGGCCGCCUGGCACAGUUUUCUCUCAACUCUGGAAGACUUCUGAUGGGUGGUGUUCAGCUUCGACAAAGAUGACGUUUUCUGAGAACUUUGUCCGUCCGUACCCAGCCAACCUCUCUCCCAUGCUGGAUGAAGAAGUUCUUAACUUCCCUAACUGCAGAAUAGCAACCUUUUAAGCUUUCACACACUUUCCUCUUAAGAUCCGUCAUCUCCAGGACAUAAGUCCCCAGCUCCCAACUGUGGCCAUGGCUUAGUUGCAUAAAAGCGGGCAUGACUGGCUGUUAGGAGGUACGGUGUGAAAGGGUAUCAGUCCAGGUAUGGCCCGGGAACUCUCUGGUGUCUACUUGUUAAAAAAGCAAGCCUGAGCCUUUUAAAAAAAAAAAAAAAAAAAAAAAAAAUCCUGGAACUGCC
Mus pahari (shrew mouse) is the source of this 1206-nucleotide messenger RNA. RefSeq names its product nipsnap homolog 1 (gene Nipsnap1). The transcript is spliced from 8 exons. The record is from RefSeq and is a predicted model, not a curated record. Gene Ontology annotation, cellular component: mitochondrion. Lineage: Eukaryota; Metazoa; Chordata; Mammalia; Rodentia; Muridae. Bases 20 to 733 code for a protein of 237 amino acids.